CACUCAACAUCAUCGAGGACUCCACUAUGGACCGCAAAACGGAUGACUGGCAGAGGACAAAAAGGAAUAGAACACUCUAUAUUUGCCAAUAUUAUGGAUGACAGAGGGACUAUGUUGUAUUUACUCGAGAAGCCUCAGAUGAGAAGGGAAAGAGACAGACUUCAGACUUUCCAAACUUGGCCAUUAGAUGCUCCAGUUAGAUCUACAGACCUGGCAAAGGCAGGUUUUUUCUACCUCGGUCCUGGAGAUGAAGUUCAGUGCUUUUGCUGUGGAGGUAUUUUGAGAUGUUGGGUGCACGGGGACAGUCCGGUAACAGAGCACAAAAGACAUUUCCCCACCUGUAAUUUCAUUUUGGGACGAACUGUGGGGAAUAUUCCACUACAGGAUGGUUCAUCAGACUCAGUGGAUGGGCAGCUCUUGAGUCAGCUCCAAAGGAUGACCAUGGACGACCAAGGCACCAUGGGUCAGGCAGUGUACCCCGAGAUGGAUGAGGAGGACACCCGGCUAACUACUUUCCAUAACUGGCCCACAGAGGCAUCGGUACAGCCAGAUGUACUUGCAAGAGCUGGAUUUUUCUACACAGGGCACGGGGACAAUGUCAAGUGUUUCUUCUGUGAUGGAGGGCUGAGAAACUGGGAACCAGGUGAUGACCCCUGGCAGGAACACGCCAAGUGGUUUCCAAGAUGUGAGUUUUUGAUCCAGUCCAGAGGGCAGGGCUACAUCAGUAAUAUCCAGGAUGCACAUUUUCAUCUAGGUGAAACUGUGAGUGGUCAAAAUUCAGCUGCUCGAGACCCUGGCUCCAGAAAUGAUGUGGUUGGUGGAAUGGGAGUGUCCUCGAUUAUGCUCUCUCCUGUGGCUGAGGAGGAGGACAGACAGAGGGGACCCACCAGCAGAGAGCCAGAGGUCAGACAGGGGACUAGCUCUGGAAAUACAAGAUCCCAAACUGCUAAUAAAGAAAAAGUGAAGGACCCCAGCCCAGAGGAGCUCCUGAAGCAGCUACAAGAGGAGCGCACCUGUAAGGUGUGCAUGGACAAACUGGUGUCCAUCGUGUUCAUCCCCUGUGGUCACUUAGUGGUGUGUGGAGACUGUGCUGCCAGCCUGCGCCACUGUCCCAUCUGUAGAGCUGUCAUCAGGGGCAGUGUGCGGGCCUUUAUGUCCUGAAGGGCCAGGAUAGUCCUUAUAAGGGUGUUCAAUGAGUGCUGGAUUUGUAUUUCAUUCUGUCUACACUUUUUAAA
This is a messenger RNA of Periophthalmus magnuspinnatus, 1235 nucleotides long. RefSeq names its product baculoviral IAP repeat containing 7 (gene birc7). The record is from RefSeq and is a predicted model, not a curated record. Bases 43 to 1161 code for a protein of 372 amino acids. Gene Ontology annotation, cellular component: cytoplasm; nucleus. The transcript is spliced from 8 exons. Gene Ontology annotation, molecular function: cysteine-type endopeptidase inhibitor activity involved in apoptotic process; ubiquitin protein ligase activity. Gene Ontology annotation, biological process: regulation of cell cycle; positive regulation of protein ubiquitination; negative regulation of apoptotic process. Lineage: Eukaryota; Metazoa; Chordata; Actinopteri; Gobiiformes; Gobiidae.